Colletotrichum truncatum is the source of this 129-nucleotide messenger RNA. RefSeq lists its product as uncharacterized. Lineage: Eukaryota; Fungi; Ascomycota; Sordariomycetes; Glomerellales; Glomerellaceae. The record is from RefSeq and is a predicted model, not a curated record.
AUGACCGCCGCCAUACGCGACGCCGACCGCAGUACCCUAGCCUCCUUGUCGAAUCCUGUUUUUCAUUCCUUGCGAGAAGCCGCACCCGUUUGCAACUCUAACUCUAUCCAUUCACCCAUCUCACUCUAG